AUGUUGGAGAUCACUGAUUUACUUUGUCAAGCUUUGCAAUGCCGAUCUCAAGACAUCUUAAAUACUAUGAAUCUAGUUUCAUCUACCAAGGCGUUUCUGCAAAUGUUUAGAGAUGACAAAUGGGAUGCUUUACUAGCCAAUAUGAAAUCAUUUUGUGAGGUACGUAACAUAGAUGUCCUGAAUAUAAAUGCUCCUUAUAUUAGGAGAAGAGGUCGAGCUCGUGAUCAUCAAGAUGACUUUACAGUUGAGCAUUAUUGUCGAGUAGAUAUUUUUUAUGCUGCAAUAGAUUCUCAACUACAUGAAUUAAAUGUGCAGUUCAGUGAACAUGCAGUAGAGUUGCUUAAUCUUAGCUCAACUUUAGAUCCUCGAGAUGUGUCUGAAACUUUUAGAAUCAACGAUAUUUGUUGGUUAGUAGAAAAGUUUUAUCUGCAAGACUUCACAGAUCAAGAGAAAAUACAGUUGAGAAUGCAACUUCACCAUUAUGAGCAUAAUGUAGUUCAACAUGCAUAUUACAAAAAGUUGUCUACUAUUUUUGAAUUGUGUCAGUGGUUGGUAAGGACAAACAAAUCUAAGAUCUAUCAAUUUGUUUGUAGAGUGAUUACACUUGUUCUUACUCUUCUAGUUUCUACUGCAACUACAGAGCGAUCAUUUUCAGCCAUGAAAAUUGUCAAAAAUAGACUUCGUAACAAAAUGGAAGAUAAAUUUCUUACAGACUCUUUGCUUGUGUACAUUGAAAAAGAAAUUGCUGAAAAUUUACCACAGAGUCAAUCAUUGAAGACUUUUGAGAUAUGA
Messenger RNA from Camellia sinensis, 792 nucleotides. RefSeq lists its product as uncharacterized. The record is from RefSeq and is a predicted model, not a curated record. NCBI's taxonomy places the organism in Eukaryota, Viridiplantae, Streptophyta, Magnoliopsida, Ericales, Theaceae. Gene Ontology annotation, molecular function: protein dimerization activity.